UCCAAUCGGCCAUGAGAAAUUUAGAAAGCCAGCUAUCGGGACAACUGGUGCAAACGGAGGAACAGAGAAUUGCGAUUCGUAAAAAGCACGCCCCCAGAUUUGCCCGUUUGGCUUUAGAAAGCACUUCCCUUUGCGAUCUCGUUCUGUGGGGUAUGCCUAAACAAAUAAAGGAAAUCGGCCGAGGGCAAUACGGGGUAGUUUCUUCUUGCGAACCUUGGGCGAAUAUUAAACCUUGCGCUUUCAAAUCAGUCGUCCCUCCAGACGAAAGAUACUGGAACGAUUUGGCGAUGGAAUUUUAUUAUACCAGGGCGAUUCUGGAACAUCCUCGGAUAGUGAAACUUCGUGGCUCCGUAAUAGAUUACACAUACGGAGGAGGCAGUUCUCCCGCGGUACUCUUAAUUAUGGAGAGGAUGACUCGCGAUUUAUAUUGCGGACUGCGUAAUGGAUUAUCGUGGAUUGCGAGAUUGCGAAUCGCUAUUGAUGUCGUGGAGGGUAUCAGAUAUUUGGAUUCGCAAGGAUUGGUGCAUCGAGAUAUUAAAUUGAAAAAUGUUUUGCUGGACAAUGAAGACAGGGCGAAAUUGACGGAUUUCGGAUUUUGCAUACCCGAGGCCAUGAUGUCGGGUAGCAUAGUAGGCACCCCGGUCCAUAUGGCUCCAGAGCUGCUUAGCGGGAGAUACGAUUCUAGCGUAGACGUUUACGCGUUCGGAAUAUUAUUUUGGUAUCUUUGCGCGGGUCAAGUUCGACUGCCCACGCACUUUGACCAAUUCCAAAACAAAGAACAGCUGCGGAACAGCGUCAGGAAAGGUAUUCGACCGGAAUGUUUGCCGCAAUUCGACCGAGCCUGUUGGAAUCUCAUGGAACAGUGUUGGGCCGCGGAACCAUCUGACCGGCCUCUGUUAGGUUAUGUACAGCCCUACCUUGAGUCACUUUAUAAGAGUGCUCGAAAUGAAGGCAAGUUGAGUCCAAGUCCCAAAUAUAACAGAACAUAUUGCAAUUAUAGCCAACAUUGUUAUACUAAUUAUAGCUACUUGAAUGUAAGGGAAUACUGAUCGAUAAAGCGCUUUUCGUUUGUUAUUUCAGAUUCCUAGUCGGAAGAGGAUUUGGAAUCAUAGCAAUUUUUUGUAUCUCUGUAAAUAGUUGGUAAAUUAUUUUUCUAUCUCGAAUUUAUAUCUAUUAUAUUAUGUUGGUAUUUUUAAUAAAAAGGUAUCAAAACGAAA
Molecule: messenger RNA, 1217 nt
Organism: Cylas formicarius (sweet potato weevil)
Lineage: Eukaryota; Metazoa; Arthropoda; Insecta; Coleoptera; Brentidae
Product: dual serine/threonine and tyrosine protein kinase-like
Exons: 4
Coding region: 12-1049 (345 amino acids)
Biological process (GO): protein phosphorylation
Molecular function (GO): ATP binding; protein kinase activity
Source: RefSeq, a predicted model, not a curated record